Molecule: messenger RNA, 1266 nt
Organism: Stegostoma tigrinum
Lineage: Eukaryota; Metazoa; Chordata; Chondrichthyes; Orectolobiformes; Stegostomatidae
Product: solute carrier family 35 member G3-like
Cellular component (GO): membrane
Source: RefSeq, a predicted model, not a curated record
AUGGGGCUGCAUGAGCCGGACGGCGAGGAAGGGGCCUGGAAGGGUUGGCGGAGAUGCUGGCUGCCUGAUGGGGUAAAGGGUCUGGUGGUGGCUCUGUUCGGGGGUGGCCUGCCAGCCGGGUUUGUGGCACCCUUCACCAAGAUCGCUUACGAGGCCUCGCAUGUCCCCUCCCUGGAGAUCCUGCUGUUCCGCUGCAUCCUCCACCUGGCCCUGUUCUUCUACAUCAAAGCGAGGGGAGGGUCGCUCUUCGGCCCUCGCGAGGCAUGGAGGUCCACUUUCAUCCACGCCAUCAUCAACAUUGUGUCCAUCGCCUGCGCCUACAGCUCCUUCAUGGUCAUCCCAGCUGGGAAUGGCACUGUCCGAAAGGGAACGUCCACUCUCUGCUCUGCCCUCAUGGCCCUGGUCAUUGACAGUUACCACCUGAGCAUCUAUGACUGGAUUGGCCUCUCGGGCAGCCUGGUGGGUCUGGCCCUCAUCGUGGUGCCCGACCUGAUGAGGCUGGACAGGACCUCUCGCCUCUCCGACGUCUUCGGCUACAUCCUGGCGAUGCUGGGGGGCUUGGCGCUGGCCAUGGCCCUCAUGAUCUUCCGAACCCUCACUCACCCGUCCAAGCUGAUGACUGCCGCUUUCAGCUUCGGGGUGGUGGGCAGCCUGGUGUGCGGCCCGCUCAUGUUGCUCCUCCAGAAGCCCAUCGUGCCCGUCGACCCGCUCACCUGGUGCUGCGUGAUGGGUGUCACUUUGCUGGCCCUGGUCUCCUUCUUCUGCGCCAACUAUGCAGUGACCAAGACCCACCCUGCUCUGGUGUGUGCCUUCCUGCACUCAGAAGUGGUGGUCACAAUGACCAUUCAAUACUUCAUCCUCCAUGAACCGGUCACCCGUUUCGGACUGAGUGGGGCCACUGUGAUUAUCUGCAGCAUCAUCGUUAUCACUGCCCAGAGCGUGACCCAGAACCCAAAGGAGUCAAACUCUUGCGACCCUGUAAGUAUCCCCAUGUCCCAUUCCCGGGAAUUUCGUUCUGGAUCAGAACAAGUCUGUGCAUUGGAAGCCAACACCAUCUCUCCGUCGGCUGGUGUUUUUGCGGUGUCGCCUGCGGUUACCAAAUCUCAAAAACAUCCCAAAUCCUGGCAACAGAGAAUGUGCUGGGCUCUGCUUGCAAAGCACAAACCGUUAGACCGCCGGCUUGCAGGAGCCCUGUUCGAAACCGUGGCACCGGUCCGGGCAGCAGAUUAUUUUAGCAGCUCCUCUGGCCUGGGCACAGAGACUUAG